GACAAAUGAAAGCCCGAGGAGUCUAACUUUUUCUCAGAGGUUGAACAUUGCUAUCGAUGUCGCUAUGGCAUUGGAUUAUCUCCAUCAUCAAUGUGAAACGCCAAUAGUUCACUGCGACCUCAAGCCAAGCAAUGUUCUUCUCAACGAUGAUAUGAUUGGACAUGUUGGCGACUUUGGGUUGGUAAGAUUCCUCCUGAAACUUCCUGAUAGCUGUUCUGGUAAUCAGUCAAGUUCCCUUGGAGUAAAAGGAACAUUUGGUUACACUCCUCCAGAGUAUGGUAUGGGAAAUGAAGUCUGGACACAAGGUGAUGUGUAUAGUUAUGGCGUCCUACUGUUGGAAUUGUUUACGAGAAAAAGGCCAACAGAUGAGAUAUUUCAAGGAAGUGUAAACCUUCAUAAUUUUGUCAAGACUGCUUUGCCUAAUCAGGUUGAACAGAUUGUGGAUCCUGUUCUGGUUCAAGAAAGAGGGGAAGGGAUCAUUAGCACAGACAAUAAUCUUAAUGGAGAUAGUACAAGGGCUUUCAUCAAUAUUCAAGAAAGCUUGAUUGCCAUUUUAGAAGUUGGUGUUGCUUGUUCUGCAGAGUUGCCAAGAGAACGGUUGGACAUUCGUGAUGCUCUGGCAGAAAUGUGUCGGAUUCGAAACAAACUUUGA
This is a messenger RNA of Prunus avium (sweet cherry), 652 nucleotides long. NCBI's taxonomy places the organism in Eukaryota, Viridiplantae, Streptophyta, Magnoliopsida, Rosales, Rosaceae. The record is from RefSeq and is a predicted model, not a curated record.